UUCAACCACCCUUGGACUCAGCUCUUGGCUAUGUUGUUUAUUGUGUACAGUUUGUGUAAUUGUGUUGAACGUUCGUUAAGUUCGUUUUAACCGUCUCGCAAUUCGCAAUUCGCGUCGUCGCAUGUCAGAUAAAAUUUGUAUCAAGUCGGAGUUUUGCAGGUUAGCUUGCGGGAAUGCGAAAAUAUUUAUGUUUAUAUUGCAGUGAAAGAAAAUACUUGUAAAGCUCAAAAAUGGUAGAGACGCAGACUCUGCCGCCCGUCAAAACAAAUAAUCCAGCUCCUACAGUAGAGCAGAUCAACGCGGACCGGAUAACGCAGCUCGCGAACAAAUACUGGGCACCGCACACCGCCGAGUCCCAUCUACCUUUCAGCGCCCAGGUCGUCGAUGACAUCUACGUCGAGGAGAUAUGCGUUUCCAAGUUUUCGAUCCGGCGCAUCAUGAUGCUGGAGUUUAGUCAGUAUUUGGAGAAAUAUUUGUGGCCAAAUUACAAUGCUGAGAAGGCAACGCGGGCGCACACAAUGUCCAUCGUCGUUAUGGUUAACGAAAAGUUUCGUGAACGGGUUCAAGUGUGGGAGGCCUUUGAAAGGCUGCCGAAUCAGUUUCCCGGAUUUUUCAAGCACGUCCUUGAAGCAUGCCUGGAGGACAGUAUACAUGAUUACGACCUAAAAGAACAGACGGCUCUCGUAGUCUUUCUGAAUCAUUGUUUCAAUUCGAUGGAAGUUGUUCUUGUGAGGGAACAGGUCCGGAGACUUGUGUCCAUUGGCAUUUGGAUAUCUUUGCAACAGGGUAGGAGGGAGCUUGAGUUCAAAAAGUAUCCCAUGUGGAAGAAAAUGUGGAAGGCCAUUCUAAAGAAGGACAAGUCAGAGAACAAGGAAAAAUUGGAAUGGGAGCGCAAAUUUUUACACAGAUUAAUGAUCAAGUAUAUGACGAUCUUGGAAACCAUUCCCUUGGAAGGUCAAGUGAUUCCGGAUAAAGUUCAUUAUUGUGAAAGAUUUUUGGAGCUGAUGAUAGAUUUGGAAGCUCUUUUACCGACCAGAAGAUAUUUCAAUACCUUGCUUGAUGAUUGUCACUUGGUAGUUAGAUGUCAACUGUCCAAUCUAUUGUAUAGGCCAGAUGGUGGAUUAUUUAAACAGUUGCUCGAGAUGCUAAAGUUCUACGCCAGAUUCGAGAUUAGCGAAGAGACCGGAGAUCCCCUGACCGACCACGACAUGACGCAGCUCCACUACUCGAAAAUAACGUCACUGCAGAAAGCUGCGUUCGCCAAAUUCCCCGAUCUACGUUCGUUUGCGCUCGCAAACGUGGCCAGCGUCGACACCCGGGACUCCCUCAACAAUCACUUUGGCCCCCUCAGCCAGGAGAAACUGAAAGCUAUCGCGAGCUACUUGAACCUGGUACCGCCGAAGGAGCGCGAGAGCUAUGAGAACUGGUACAGGCUGGACAUGGACUUCCUGCGCGAGUUGCUCAUAUCGAGACACGAGAGGCGAGCGUCGCAGCUGGAGAAGUUGAACGUGAUGCCGCUUUACCCUACAGAGGAUAUCAUCUGGAACGAGAGCAUCGUGCCCACCGAGUACUUCUCGGGCGAGGGUUGUCUCGCCCUGCCCAAACUUAAUUUGCAGUUCCUGACGCUCCACGAUUAUCUUCUCAGAAACUUUAAUCUGUUCCGGUUGGAGUCCACGUACGAGAUCCGACAGGAUAUCGAAGAUGCGGUUAGCCGACUCAGCCCCUGGCGAGCCGAGGAUGGUGAAGUGUACUUUGGCGGCUGGGCGCGAAUGGCACAGCCGAUUACGCAGUUCGCGGUGGUGGAGGUCAUCCAGCCGCACAUAUGCGAGAGAAGAUCGCCCCGCGUGCGCGCUGAAAUUACCGUCAACCUCAACGUGAGAAAAGAAAUCAAAUCUGAGUGGGAGAACCUCAGAAAGCAUGACGUCUGCUUCUUAAUAACCGUCAAGCCGCAAAAUACGAUAGGCACCAAGUACAACCAUAAACUGCCAUUUGUACCCCAAGUUGGUUUGACAACAGUGCGAGGUUGUGAGGUAGAGGGCAUGUUGGAUUCAAAUGGCCGAGUGAUAGAAGAUGGUCCCGAACCGAGACCAAUUUUACCAGGGGAUACGCGUACCUACCGUGUCUGGCUGGAUUCCAAUCAGUAUUUCAUAGAUAAUGCAAAUGACGAUGAUGAGGAUGUCUAUGGUAGCUUCAAUAUCAUCAUGCGACGUAAACCCAAAGAGAACAACUUUAAAGCUGUGCUCGAGACGAUUCGCGAGCUUAUGAAUACCGAGUGCGUUGUACCUGAAUGGCUCCAUGAUAUUAUUCUUGGCUACGGAGAUCCCAGUGCUGCCCAAUAUUCCAGAAUGGAGAAUGAGCUGGAUACGGUGGAUUUUAACGACACAUUUUUAGACAUUGAUCAUUUACGCGCAAGUUUUCCUGAUUACGAAAUUGUAACUGAUCAUCCUCCGGAAAAACUUGUCAGCCCCUUUUUACUCACAUUCGAAGAUGUCAUUUGCAAAAGAAAGAGAGAGGAACCACGUAAAGUCAUACGUGUUACACCACAUGUUCUGCCCAGCCGCGGACCUUUUAAAGCCAAUGAACCCAAAAAAAAUCAAAUUCCGUUCACGCCAACGCAAGUAGAAGCCAUUCGUGCGGGAAUGCAGCCAGGCUUGACGUUAGUUGUGGGUCCGCCUGGUACGGGUAAGACCGACGUGGCUGUGCAAAUCAUCUCGAAUCUUUAUCACAACUUCCCCAACCAAAGGACGCUCAUCGUAACGCAUUCCAAUCAGGCGCUCAAUCAGCUCUUUGAAAAAAUCAUGGCGCUUGACAUCGAUGAAAGACACUUGUUGCGUCUUGGUCAUGGUGAGGAAGCCCUGGAAACUGAAAAGGAUUUCAGUAGAUAUGGUAGGGUCAAUUAUGUUCUUGCCAAACGUCUAGAUUUAUUACAAGAAGUGCAAAGGCUACAGGAAUCCCUCGGAGUUCAGGGAGAUGUAGCGUACACCUGCGAAACAGCGGGUUACUUUUUCACAUACCAAAUAAUGACGAGGUGGGAGCGUUUUCAAUCGAAAAUAAAGCAAAAAGUCGGAAGUCAAGAAAUUGACAACGUACCUGCUUCAGCUGUCAGUGACGAGUUCCCGUUCCAUAGAUUUUUCGAUAACGCACCACAGCCUCUAUUUAAACAAAGCUCUUAUGAAGAAGAUUUGGCGAUCGCAGAAAGUUGUUACAGAUAUAUCGAAAGGAUAUUUACUCAGUUGGAAGAAUUCAGAGCAUUUGAGUUGCUGAGGUCAGGACUCGAUCGAUCUAAGUAUCUUCUUGUGAAAGAAGCAAAAGUCAUUGCCAUGACUUGUACUCAUGCAGCCUUGAAGCGCCGGGAGCUGGUAGACAUGGGAUUCAAGUACGACAACAUUCUCAUGGAAGAAUCUGCCCAGAUCCUAGAAAUCGAAACAUUUAUUCCUUUGCUCCUUCAGAAUCCACAGGACGGUUUCAAUCGCCUGAAGCGCUGGAUUAUGAUCGGAGAUCACCAUCAGUUGCCUCCAGUCAUUAAGAACAUGGCCUUCCAAAAGUACUCUAACAUGGAGCAAUCGUUGUUUGCUCGUUUUGUGCGUUUAAAUGUACCCACUGUCGAUCUUGAUGGACAAGGUCGUGCCAGGCCGAGUAUCUGUAAUCUGUACAACUGGCGGUACAAGAAACUCGGCAACCUCCAGCACGUGGAAGAUAGCCCCGAAUAUUUGAUAGCCAAUGCCGGUUUUCUGUACGAUUUUCAGCUCAUUAACGUUGAGGACUUUAACGGAGUGGGCGAGAGCGAGCCUAGCGCUUACUUCUAUCAGAAUUUGGCCGAAGCAGAGUACUGCGUUGCCGUGUUCAUGUACAUGCGACUCCUCGGUUAUCCAGCAGACAAAAUCAGUAUACUCACUACGUAUAAUGGUCAGAAACAUUUGAUUCGGGAUGUUAUAAACAUCAGAUGUGCCAAUAAUCCACUGAUAGGCCGACCCGCCAAAGUCACAACAGUCGACAAGUACCAGGGUCAACAAAAUGACUACAUUCUUUUGUCCCUCGUCAAAACCAGAGCAGUUGGUCACUUGAGAGACGCUCGACGUCUAGUUGUAGCAAUGUCUCGAGCUCGUCUCGGGCUCUACGUGUUUGCCAGAAUUUCGCUUUUCCAAAAUUGCUUCGAGCUCACACCAGCAUUCGACAAACUGAUGCGACGGCCGCUCAAUCUCAAAAUCAUUCCUACGGAAUCGUACCCAACAACGAGGCCGAAUGAUCAAGAGCCCUCAGAAACACCCAUGGAAAUUAUAGAUAUGCCGCACAUGGCCAAAUUUGUCUAUGAUUUCUAUCUCACAAAAGUCAACAUGAAGGAUGUUCCACAACAAAUAUGGCCAACGACAAGCGUCGAUGUCACGGAGUCAACAGAUCCGUACUACGAUCAUCCUGGAGCAGGUGAUUCCGAUGAUGAUAUGGAUGAAAAACCAGUAGUCCAAAAAUCAGCAGCAGAUGAUAAGACUGAGGAAAUGCCUUUGGAUAACAAUUCCGUGGGUGAUGUUCAAAAAGAAUCGGUCAUCUCUCCCAUUGAAAAUUUGGUUCCAGAAGCAAUGGAAGUAUCGCAAGAAACACCAGAGUCGCAGCAAUCCCAAGACGUGGUAGAGGAAGAAGAAGAUGAUGAUGAUGAUGAUGACGAUAGAAAAGAGGUUAAAGAGGAUACACAGAAUGAAAAGAAAGCAGAAUAAAUAAAUUAAUAAAGUUUUUUUAUUUUAAA
Messenger RNA from Copidosoma floridanum, 4738 nucleotides. RefSeq names its product RNA helicase aquarius. Lineage: Eukaryota; Metazoa; Arthropoda; Insecta; Hymenoptera; Encyrtidae. Gene Ontology annotation, cellular component: catalytic step 2 spliceosome. Gene Ontology annotation, molecular function: mRNA binding; helicase activity. The record is from RefSeq and is a predicted model, not a curated record. Gene Ontology annotation, biological process: mRNA splicing, via spliceosome.